This is a messenger RNA of Rotaria sordida, 369 nucleotides long. Lineage: Eukaryota; Metazoa; Rotifera; Eurotatoria; Philodinida; Philodinidae. The record is from the annotation of a GenBank genome assembly.
AUGCAAACGCUGAUACUUAUUCUUCUCAUAGUAUUACCUCAACUAUGUACACCUCUUAAUUGUUAUUCAUGCUCGGGAACAACAGGUUGUAAUGAACCAUUUAAUUCUCUUGGUUCUGGUGUUUCAACAACAGGAACAAUUGCAGCAAAUACUUAUUGUAUAAAAAGGAACUAUGUUGGAACAAUAUAUCGAUCAGGUGGUUCAUCAUGCACAGACUAUUGGUAUUCAUCUAAUGCUUAUCAAACUUGUUGUCAAUCUGACUUCUGCAAUCGAACAAGAAAGAUAAACUUUAAUUUUAUCUUAAUCAUCUUUUUAUGUUGUUUUGCUUUUAUUGGAAUAUUUUCUAAAUUUGAAAAUGAAACUUUUUAA